ACGUGUUAUUUGGUUUCCAGGCGCGGUGGGCGGAUGUCGGGCGGCGGCGCCGGGCUCAUGUCGUGCGUGCGCGAGGGCUCCCUGGAGCCGCCCUACCGACCGCCGCACAGCGAGCCGCACAACCAUGGCGAAGGGCGCACAGGCAGGUUCCUGCGCGGACUGCGGCGCAUGUUCAAGCGGCGCGGGAGUGGCGCGCGCGCGGCUUCGCCCGACCCCAAGAGCAGCUCCACCAGCGAGCUGCUGGACGCAGACCGCCAUGCCAGGAGAAAAGAGGGAGUGUACGGCAGCGGGCUGUCGGUAUCGCACGACUCGGUGUUCACGGGCGAGCGCUCGGGCGACGAGUCAAGCGACGAGCGGCCGACGCCGGCGCACGGGCUCGGCCACGUCGCCACUUCACACCGGGCGGAGCUAGUGGCGGCGGUCCGGCGGCGCGGGCGCGGCGACGCGAGCGACGACGACGAAGACCUCGGCCUCCCGCGGAGCCCGCCGGCGUCCCCGCCCACAGACAAGGCUGAUAAGGUAUGAUGCACUGACAAUGUA
Ostrinia furnacalis (Asian corn borer) is the source of this 540-nucleotide messenger RNA. RefSeq lists its product as uncharacterized. The record is from RefSeq and is a predicted model, not a curated record. The transcript is spliced from 4 exons. The coding region runs from base 34 to 525 and encodes 163 amino acids. NCBI's taxonomy places the organism in Eukaryota, Metazoa, Arthropoda, Insecta, Lepidoptera, Crambidae.